GCCACCCUUGUCUGUCUUCAAAUCAAACCAAACCAAACCAUCUCUCUUCCAUCUCUGCAAUCAAAGAGAAAGACAGAAAGAAAGAGAAGCUUGAAGAAAAUGGUGAACUUGGUCAAUUCAUGUGCGCUUGUUCUCGCGAUUUCUUCUUUGAUGAUGAUCUUCAUGAUGAGCGCCCCGUUGUCCGCCGUUGAUGCGAGCGGGGAUCACCACCUCAACCUGGGAUGGCUACCCACUGGAUCAUCGUUGGUGGGCGAAGAGGAGGAAGGCGAGUUUGAACUGGACUCAGAGACCAACCGGCGCAUUUUAGCCACAAGCAACUACAUCAGCUACGGUGCGCUGCAGAGGAACACUGUGCCCUGCUCCCGGCGCGGCGCCUCCUACUACAACUGCCAGAAUGGCGGCCAGGCUAACCCUUACAACCGUGGCUGCAGCACCAUUACACGUUGCAGGAGUUGAGUUGAGUUUCAAAUUUUUAAUUUUAUUUUUAUAAAAUGGGGGUGUGAUGUUAUACUUGGAAAUUUAGGGGCUUUAUCGUUAGCAGAAAAAUAAUGUUGGUCCAUUUUCUCAAUGUACGUUUGGAUUGGAUGUCUCUUGUAAAAGAUAUUAAUUCUAAUUAUUCUUUUUCUUUC
Molecule: messenger RNA, 629 nt
Organism: Mangifera indica (mango)
Lineage: Eukaryota; Viridiplantae; Streptophyta; Magnoliopsida; Sapindales; Anacardiaceae
Product: rapid alkalinization factor
Exons: 1
Coding region: 100-456 (118 amino acids)
Source: RefSeq, a predicted model, not a curated record